AUGUGCGACGUGGUCGGCGUCAGCUUCACCGUCGGUCCGGCUUGCCGCGAGUUCGCCGUCUACGACCGGGCGCAUCCGCGCGGCGGCGGUCGUCUUCGACCAGGCGGCCGACUGGGCCUGGCGCGAUUGACGCUGCUGGACCUGGGCGGCGGGUUCGCCGGCGACGCGGCCAGACCCCGGCCGCUACAUGGGGCUUCGGCCUUCACGCUGGCCACGCAGGUGACGUCGGUGCGACGCCGGUCGGACGCCGUCGACUACUACGUCAACGACGGCGUGUACGGCGCCUUCAACUGCGUCCUGUACGACCACCAAGUGUGCCGUCCGCGCCCGCUGCAGGAUGACGCGCCGCCGUCAGGUCCGCCGGCCACGAUCUGGGGCCCCACCUGCGACUCAAUGGACCAACUCUGCGAGGGCCAGCUGCUGCCGCCGCUCCAGCCCGGCCACUGGCUCGUCUGGGACAACAUGGGUGCCUACACCCUGUCGGCCGCCGGCACAUUCAACGGCUUCCCGCGCGCCAGCGUCUGUUGCGUCAUCACGGCACCGCUCAGUGAGGCGGUCCGUGCGGCCGUCGGUCCGCUCUCGCCGAUGCCGGAGCCCGCCAUCCAGCCGACCCAGCUGCCGGCCGAGCAGUGUGUGGCCGAGAACUGA
This is a messenger RNA of Pollicipes pollicipes, 648 nucleotides long. RefSeq names its product ornithine decarboxylase-like. The transcript has 5 exons. NCBI's taxonomy places the organism in Eukaryota, Metazoa, Arthropoda, Thecostraca, Pollicipedomorpha, Pollicipedidae. Bases 1 to 648 code for a protein of 215 amino acids. Gene Ontology annotation, cellular component: cytoplasm. Gene Ontology annotation, molecular function: ornithine decarboxylase activity. The record is from RefSeq and is a predicted model, not a curated record.